Molecule: messenger RNA, 1468 nt
Organism: Hevea brasiliensis (rubber tree)
Lineage: Eukaryota; Viridiplantae; Streptophyta; Magnoliopsida; Malpighiales; Euphorbiaceae
Product: probable inactive poly [ADP-ribose] polymerase SRO2
Exons: 4
Coding region: 544-1416 (290 amino acids)
Molecular function (GO): NAD+ poly-ADP-ribosyltransferase activity
Source: RefSeq, a predicted model, not a curated record
AUAAUUUUCUUACCUACACCAACAAUACAAAUAUCCAACUAUUAAAAAAUUAUUUAUGUGUUGUUAAAAAAGUAAUUAAUAAUCUCCAAUGCCCAAAAACUAUUAGCACCGCACCGUCAAAUACAAUUCCCGCUCGAUUUCUUCACAACCCUUUUUACAUCUUAUCUCCAAUUAUAUCUGUAUACUAAGUUUCCCUUCUUGUCUCUUUUUGGAUCCAAAUAUUUCUGGCUGGUCUUUGAUUUGGUUAUGUAGAAAUGUAUUACUUGUGGUUCGUUUCUUUGGCAGCACGGGAUUGGAUUUCAUUGAUUCUAUUCCCUUAUAUAUUCUUUUCUUUUCCAUUUUUAGAUUCGAUCCCUAUCAAUGCACUUCUGGGUUUUGAUGUGUCUUUCCUUUUCUAUUCUUUCUUUCCUUCUCAUGGGAAAAAUUGCUUUGUCUGUAAUGUACAGUUAUAUAACAGUGUCAAUACAUACAGAUUCCUGGAAUAUUUAGAUUGUAAAUUUUGUAUCGCCCAAGGUUCUAAUCACCUUUAAGGUUUUACCUAGUAUGGAGCACUCGUCGAUUCAAGUGGGAAAUACUAAUGAACAAAAUGAUAGCAUAGGCUUGGAAUUAGAAGAUUUGACCCUUUCUGAUGGAGAAAGUGGCAGCUCUGGUGCCAAUUCUGGUCAGUUUCCAGGAUUCGGUUUGGUUCCACUUUUCGAGGGAGACAAUAUCUAUGAUCUUAUCAAGCGAAGGUUCCUUUCGGGUUUGGGUUCACUUGGCAACGAAACAACAGUUGCCAUGGUUCACAAGAACACUUAUUGUAGCAUAAUGGGGCAAGCAAGGAUGCAAUCUUUUCUAACCUUCACAAAAGCAACGGAGAACAAGUGCUGUGGUGAUCCAAAUGUGAAGUGUGCUUGGUUUGGCGCUACAGUCGACGAGAUAUGCAACACCAUGAAGAAUGGUUUUGAUCGCCAGAUUAAUGACAAUAGUGGAUUAUAUGGCUGUGGCAUCUAUCUUUCUGCGGAUGAUUCUCUUCUUCAAACUGUGAAGAAUUCGAGGGUUGACAAGGAUGGUUUAGGCCAUUUGUUGUUGUGCCGUGUUAUACUGGGUACUACAGAGGUUGUGCUUCCUGGUUCUGAGCAGUGUCAUCCGAGUUCUGAGGAGUUUGAUUCGGGGAUAGACAAUUUGUCAUCUCCCAAGACGUAUAUUGUGCAGAGUAACCGCAUGAACACUCAUAUUUUGCCUGAGUUUGUUGUUAGUUUCAAGGCUCCUUCUUCUUUGAAAGGGUUCUUCAUGAAGGGAGAACCUGCAGGAAUACCAACUUCACCAUGUAGGAUGUCAUUUCCAGGAAAACAAAAUUUCAAGGCAAGAACUUAUACAGCGAGUGAGACAAAUUGUAGGGGACGAGUUGUUGAUUGCUCUAAUCAAAUCCUUUAGAACCAAGGUAUAGCAGUUCCUCCAUGGGCCUUUUUUUUUAAAAAAAAAAAAA